AUGACAAAAUGAUUAUACUCAACAAAUCACAAAGAUAUCGGAAUAUUAUAUUUUAUUUUUGCCUUAUGAUCAGGAACCAUUGGAGCAUCCAUAAGAUUAAUUAUUCGAAUAGAACUUAGAUCCCCCGGCAAUCUAAUUAAUAAUGACCAAAUUUACAAUUCUAUUAUUACUGCUCACGCAUUCAUUAUAAUUUUUUUUAUAGUUAUACCCUUUAUAAUUGGAGGAUUUGGAAAUUGAUUAAUCCCAUUAAUAUUAGGUAUCCCAGACAUAGCAUUCCCCCGAAUAAAUAAUAUAAGAUUUUGACUUCUUCCUCCUUCAUUAUUCCUUCUAAUUAUAAGAAACUUUAUUGGAGGGGGUGUUGGUACAGGAUGAACUCUUUAUCCGCCUCUAUCAUCCAUUAUUGGACAUAAUUCUCCUUCAGUAGAUCUAAGAAUUUUUUCUCUUCAUAUUGCAGGAAUUUCCUCAAUUAUAGGAGCAAUUAAUUUUAUUGUAACAAUUCUAAAUAUACAUGUCAAAACUCAUUCAUUAAAUUUUUUACCAUUAUUCUCUUGAUCAGUCUUAAUUACAGCAUUCUUACUACUUUUAUCUUUACCUGUUUUAGCUGGGGCAAUCACUAUACUUUUAACAGAUCGAAAUUUUAAUACAUCCUUUUUCGAUCCAACUGGGGGCGGGGACCCUAUCUUAUACCAACAUUUAUUCUGAUUUUUUGGUCAUCCAGAAGUAUAUAUUUUAAUUCUCCCAGGAUUUGGAAUUAUUUCCCAUAUUAUCACUAAUGAAAGAGGAAAAAAGGAAAUUUUUGGUUCAUUAGGAAUAAUCUACGCUAUACUCGCUAUUGGUCUAUUAGGAUUUAUCGUAUGAGCACAUCAUAUAUUUACAGUGGGUCUCGAUAUCGAUACCCGAGCUUAUUUUACUUCAGCAACAAUAAUUAUUGCUAUUCCUACUGGUAUUAAAGUAUUUAGGUGACUUGCAACUAUCUAUGGGUCAAAAAUCCAAUUCUCACCAGCUAUAAUUUGAAGAAUAGGAUUUAUCUUUCUAUUUACAAUAGGAGGAUUAACUGGAAUUAUUCUAUCUAAUUCAUCCUUAGAUAUUAUUCUUCAUGAUACCUAUUAUGUAAUUGGCCAUUUUCAUUAUGUUCUAUCUAUAGGGGCAGUAUUUGCUAUUAUCGCAGGAUUUAUCCACUGAUACCCUCUAAUUUUUGGAUUAUCAAUAAAUAAACUAUGACUAAAAAUCCAAUUUACUUCAAUAUUUAUUGGAGUAAAUAUAACUUUUUUCCCUCAUCAUUUUCUAGGUUUAGCAGGAUUCCCUCGACGUUAUUCCGACUAUCCUGAUAUAUACACUCCUUGAAAUGUUAUCUCUUCAAUUGGCUCUAUAAUUUCUUUUUUUUCUAUAAUUUUUUUUAUUUUUAUUAUUUGAGAAUCUUUUAUAUCACAACGAAUUAUCUUAUAUAAAUUUUUUAUAUCUCCUAAUUUAGAAUGAAACCACUCCUAUCCACCAAUAAUCCACUCUUAUCAAGAAAUUCCCUAUACUACUAAUUAA
This is a messenger RNA of Vespa mandarinia (Asian giant hornet), 1536 nucleotides long. The record is from the annotation of a RefSeq genome assembly. Lineage: Eukaryota; Metazoa; Arthropoda; Insecta; Hymenoptera; Vespidae.